AUGAGGAGGGGCAGCGACAAGGUGGACAAGAGCAGCAGCCUCUUUUAUGUUGAGAUAAACUCGGACAAGCGAACACAGGACGUGGAGGAGAGUUGUGGAGGCAGACUCCAGGCAUUGUAUCUGCUGUAUGGAGCCACUAAACACAGUGAGAGGGCGGGAUCACAGUGCCAAGGGUCACAGUGCCAGGGAUCACAGUGCCAGGGAUCACAGUGCCAGGGAUCACAGUGCCAAGGGUCACAGUGCCAGGGAUCACAGUGCCAAGGGUCACAGUGCCAAGGGUCACAGUGCCAGGGAUCACAGUGCCAGGGAUCACAGUGCCAGGGAUCACAGUGCCAAGGGUCACAGUGCCAAGGGUCACAGUGCCAGGGAUCACAGUGCCAGGGAUCACAUUGCCAGGGAUCACAGUGCCAAGGGUCACAGUGCCAGGGAUCACAGUGCCAGGGAUCACAGUGCCAGGGGUCACAGUGCCAAGGGUCACAGUGCCAGGGAUCACAGUACCAGGGAUCACAGUGCCAGGGAUCACAGUGCCAGGGAUCACAGUGCCAGGGAUCACAGUGCCAGGGAUCACAGUGCCAGGGGUCACAGUGCCAGGGAUCACAGUGCCAGGGAUCACAGUGCCAAGGGUCACAGUGCCAGGGAUCACAGUACCAGGGAUCACAGUGCCAGGGGUCACAGUGCCAAGGGUCACAGUGCCAAGGGUCACAGUGCCAGGGAUCACAGUGCCAGGGAUCACAGUGCCAGGGAUCACAGUGCCAAGGGUCACAGUGCCAGGGAUCACAGUGCCAGGGAUCACAGGGCCAAGGGUCACAGUGCCAGGGAUCACAGUGCCAGGGAUCACAGUGCCAGGGAUCACAGUGCCAGGGAUCACAGUGCCAGGGAUCACAGUGCCAGGGAUCACAGUGCCAGGGAUCACAGUGCCAGGGAUCACAGUGCCAAGGGUCACAGUGCCAAGGGUCACAGUGCCAGGGAUGCCAUACGAGUGAGAAAUGCCUUGACGUAUAUGGGAGUUAA
Messenger RNA from Procambarus clarkii (red swamp crayfish), 1011 nucleotides. Lineage: Eukaryota; Metazoa; Arthropoda; Malacostraca; Decapoda; Cambaridae. The record is from RefSeq and is a predicted model, not a curated record.